Molecule: messenger RNA, 462 nt
Organism: Telopea speciosissima
Lineage: Eukaryota; Viridiplantae; Streptophyta; Magnoliopsida; Proteales; Proteaceae
Product: protein FAR1-RELATED SEQUENCE 5-like
Exons: 3
Coding region: 1-462 (153 amino acids)
Source: RefSeq, a predicted model, not a curated record
AUGGCUAAAUCCGAUGAAGGUAUUCCUGCAGUAUCUGGGGAUGAUACUCUAAAAUCUUUACUUUUACAAGAAACUCCAUUGUGGGUUAUGGAUAAUCCAAUAGAUACACCGGAUAAGCCUUUCAUCGGCAUGCAGUUUGAUUAUGACAAUGAAGCAUAUGAGUUCUAUAACAAUUACGGAGGAAGAUUGGGUUUUAGUGUCAGAAAAGACUAUGUAAAUAAGAGCAAGAAGGAUAAAAAUGUGAUAACUUUGAGGAGAUUUGUUUGUUGUAAACAAGGUAUUCGGCCAAAAGACAAGCGUGUUGAUGAUGCAAGUAACUCUCGAGCAGAGACGAGAACUAAUUGUGCUACUCGUAUGAGAAUAAUUCUUUUGAAAACUGGAAAAUACGAAUGCCAAGAUUUUGUUGAGGAGCAUAAUCAUGAGCUUCAUGUAGCAUCUACCACCCAUAUGUUGCGGUCAUAA